AUGGAAGAUAGAAGAGAAUCAUCAAUGGAAGUCGAAGAAGUUCAGGAAAGGGGAAAAGUUAUAUCUCUGGAAAAACUGCGCGAAGUGAUAAGGGGAGUUGAGGAAGAUGAAUGGCUCCAUCAAAAAGAUGGGCACAAACAAAUGCAGUCGGAAGGAAGACGCUUGCCACAGUUACUGGAGCUCACUGUAAGUGAGACGCCCGCUUCUUUUGCGGGAGGAGGAGGAGGAGAAGGAGGAGGAGGAGGAGGAGGAGGAGGAGGAGGAGGAGGAGGAGGAGGAAGAGAUUCAGGGAAGGGGAGGAGUAGGAGGAGACUCAGGGUGGAGGAGGAAUAG
Molecule: messenger RNA, 333 nt
Organism: Macrobrachium nipponense
Lineage: Eukaryota; Metazoa; Arthropoda; Malacostraca; Decapoda; Palaemonidae
Product: serine/arginine-rich splicing factor 1-like
Exons: 2
Coding region: 1-333 (110 amino acids)
Source: RefSeq, a predicted model, not a curated record